ACGUGACUCAUCGCUACAAACUUCUUCCGGUCCGUGCGUUUCGCAGUCAGGAAAAUGGCGGCUCUUGGACGCUUCUCUCAAGCCUUGCUGAGGUCUUCUGUGGCCCAGACCCGGCGUCAGCUCUCUGCGGCUGCGGCUGGCGGCCACGGCGAGCAGUCAGUUAGAACAUGGAAGAUUCUCACCUUCACGGUUGCUCUGCCUGGCGUGGGCGUGUGCAUGUUAAACACGUUCCUCAAAGAGCACAGCCAUGAGCACCCAGAGUUUGUCCCCUACACACAUCUUCGCAUUCGCAGCAAGCGUUUCCCCUGGGGUGAUGGCAACAAAUCCCUUUUCCACAACCCACAUGUGAAUGCGCUUCCUGAUGGCUAUGAAGAGCAUUAAAGCAGCCCCCAUUCAUAACUGGCACAGGGACCAGUCAUCGUCAGCGGCUGUUGCUGGACCAUACUCCAAUCUACAGUUUACUUUUGUCUCUUAUGUUGUGUUUACCUUCUGUGCUCUUUAACAGUGAGCACCUUAACCAACAGUACUUUUACUCUGGACCAUUAAACAAAAUGUCAGCUUGAAUUAAAUAAAGUAACUAUUACCUCCACUAAA
Betta splendens (Siamese fighting fish) is the source of this 594-nucleotide messenger RNA. RefSeq names its product cytochrome c oxidase subunit 6A, mitochondrial. Gene Ontology annotation, biological process: mitochondrial electron transport, cytochrome c to oxygen. Gene Ontology annotation, cellular component: mitochondrial inner membrane. The transcript has 3 exons. Bases 55 to 381 code for a protein of 108 amino acids. The record is from RefSeq and is a predicted model, not a curated record. Gene Ontology annotation, molecular function: enzyme regulator activity. Lineage: Eukaryota; Metazoa; Chordata; Actinopteri; Anabantiformes; Osphronemidae.